Messenger RNA from Penaeus vannamei (Pacific white shrimp), 1457 nucleotides. The record is from RefSeq and is a predicted model, not a curated record. NCBI's taxonomy places the organism in Eukaryota, Metazoa, Arthropoda, Malacostraca, Decapoda, Penaeidae.
UGAGCAGCAGCAAAGGCGAGCAGCUGACGGACGCUGUCGUGAGGGCCGUCUUGGCCUCCGACAAGGGCCCGACUGUCAAGCUCUCCUCCUGGGGCAGCGAGAGCAUGGCGUCACUGGCGGACGGGGCCACCUCCGACAUCCAGCGGCUCCAGGUGACGUACCUCGACGCAGACGGCCAUGAGCACGGCGUGUCGUAUGCGGCGAAGCUGCUCCGGUCGCGGGAGGGAUUCUACAACAUCAUCCACGCCAAGGAGUGCAGCUUCUACUCCGACGUCGUGCCAGCCGUCAACGCCGUCCUAAGGGAUGUCGGCUACGACGAGCUGAGCGUCCCCAGGUGCUUGUUCCAGAGCACGGAGCGCGGCCGCGAGGUCGUUGUGCUGGAGAACCUGAGGGAUCUCGGCUAUGAGAUGAGGGACAAGGCGGAGGGGAUCGACGCAGCCCACACGGUCUUGGUGCUCAAGGAGCUCGCCAAGCUGCACGCAGCCUCGGUCCUCCUGCAGGAGAAGAGUCCACAGGAGGACCUCGUAGACCGGUUCGCUUGCCUGCAGAAGGAAUGGACCAAGGAGUUCAAUGUCGGGUGCAACUUCGAGCAGUUCAUCGGGAGUUACCUCGAACGCAGUGUGGCAAUGUUCGAGAAGAUCGGAGGCUGCAGCACAGUCGUGGAGUGGAUCAAGAGGAUCAAGCCGAAGGCAAUGCAGAUGUACAAUGAGCAGAUCAAACAGACGCCGCCCUUCACCGCCAUUUGUCACGCAGAUCCUUACAUCAAUAACUUCUUCUUUAAGUACGACGAGGCCAGGAACCCCAUUGACGUGAAGCUCUUCGACUUCCAGGGCUGUCGCAAAUCCUCCGUUGCCAACGACCUCCAGCACCUGUUCAACAUGAACCUGACGGGCCCCGUGCGACGCCCCAACCUGGAUUACUUCCUCAGGACCUACUACGCCUCCUUCGCCGGGAUUCUUGAAGCAGGGGGAUCGAGGGCGCCCUUCACCCUGGACGAGCUGGCGAAGGAGUACCAGGAUAAAGGUUUUUACGGGUUACUAUAUUGUCUUCUAUGGAUCCCGAAUAUGGUGCGUCGACCCGAGGACACCGUCGACAUCAUCGAGAGGAGCGAGGAGGCCGUCGACGUCGAGACGAGGAACGUGCUGAGGAUGGUGGACGCGAACCCGCUGCUCAAGCCAAGGAUUCUCUCCAUCGUCGAGGAGUGGACGGAGGGGGGGGUCAUCGCGUAGGGACGACCUCCUAAAACGACCUGUUCAGACGACCCUCUUAAACCUUUCAGGACGAACAUUUAGAAGAUCCUUGUAACACAUACUUCUUUGAACAACCUUUUUAGACGAAACCUUUUAAACUACCUCCGUGAAAGACGUCUUUUUGUAACGCCCUUUUGAACAUUUUAGCGCGGUUUUUUUUGUUUAAAGGUAUGGCACGAGGAUAAGUAAAGGAAUUCAAAUUGUUUU